AUGGCGGAUAUCGUGAAACAAAUCUUAGUGAGACCAAUUCAAUUAGCAGAUCAGAUAACAAAAGCCGCCGACGAGGCUUACUCCUUCCGACAAGAAUGUCUAGAGGUCAAAGCCAAAACCGAAAAGCUCGCCGGUCUCCUCCGUCAAGCAGCGCGUGCGAGCAACGACCUCUACGAACGUCCCACGCGCCGCAUCAUCGACGACACGGAGCAAGUCCUCUUCAAAGCCAUAGCCCUCGUCGAGAAAUGCCGCGCCACGGGGCUGAUGAAACGUCUCUUCACCAUCAUCCCCGCGGCCGCGUUUCGAAAGAUCACGAUGCAGUUGGAGAAUUCGCUCGGAGACGUCUCUUGGCUCCUCCGUGUCUCCGCCUCGGGGGACGACCGUGACGAUGAGUACUUAGGUGGUCUCCCUCCUAUAGCUGCAAACGAGCCUAUCCUCUGUUUGAUUUGGGAACAAGUCGCUAUCCUCAUCACAGGCUCCGUGGAUGACCGUUCCGACGCGGCGGCUUCGCUCGUGUCGCUCGCACGUGACAAUGAUCGAUACGGGAGGUUGAUUAUUGAAGAAGGUGGGGUGCCUCCGUUGCUGAAACUUGUUAAAGAAGGGAAACUUGAGGGGCAAGAAAACGCGGCGCGGGCCAUUGGUUUAUUAGGGCGAGACCCGGAGAGCGUUGAGCAGAUUGUUAACUCAGGUGUGUGUCAAGUCUUUGCUAAGAUUCUUAAAGAAGGUCAUAUGAAAGUUCAGACCGUUGUUGCAUGGGCUGUGUCUGAACUAGCGUCUAAUCAUCCGAAAUGUCAAGACCAUUUCGCUCAGAACAACAUCAUUCGUUUCCUAGUGAGCCAUCUCGCUUUCGAGACGGUUCAGGAGCAUAGCAAAUACGCUAUCGUGAGUAACAAGCAGACAUUGUCUUCUAUCCACACGGUUGUGAUGGCUAGCAACACGAACCCGAGUGAGAAGAGCCACGAGCAUGACGAGACAAAAAGUAAUAUUACACAUCCUAUGAGUAACCAGACACCGAGUCAGAUGCAUAGUUUGGUUGCAAACACAUUUGCAAUAAAGGGUUCAGGUUCAGGUUCGGGUAGUAACAAGAAUCAGACGAAACAAAGUAAUCAACAACACCAGCAUCAUACAAAAGGUGGUCCAACACCAAGAGGGAACAACAAUCCAACACAUGUUUCUUUGAUAGGGACAAGCAUUAAAGGAAGAGAGUAUGAAGAUCCAGAAACCAAAGCUCAGAUGAAAGCAAUGGCUGCAAGAGCAUUGUGGCAACUCUCAAGAGGGAAUCUCCAAAUAUGUAGAAGCAUAACAGAGUCAAGAGCACUGCUCUGUUUCGCGGUUUUGUUAGAGAAAGGAGACGAGGAAGUCAAGUCAUAUUCUGCAUUAGCAAUGAUGGAGAUCACCGACGUUGCUGAGCAAUACUCGGAGCUAAGACGUUCUGCUUUCAAACCAACCUCUCCUGCUGCUAAAGCUGUGGUUGAACAGCUGCUAAAAGUUAUCGAAAACGAAGUACCGGACCUUCUAAUCCCAUGUAUCAAAUCAAUAGGUUGUCUUUCAAGAACGUUCCGUGCAACUGAAACAAGAAUUAUAGCACCACUUGUGAAGCUUCUUGAUGAAAGAGAAGCUGAGGUUUCAAUGGAAGCAGCCGUGGCGCUUAUUAAAUUCGCAUGUACUGAGAACUUCCUUAGAGAUAACCACUCUAAGGCCAUCAUAGCAGCAGGAGGUGCAAAGCAUUUGAUUCAGCUGGUGUACUUUGGUGAACAGAUGGUUCAAGUCCCAGCUUUGGUACUACUUUGUUACAUUGCAUUGAAUGUACCAGACAGUGAGACUCUAGCGCAAGAAGAGGUUCUUGUAGUGCUUGAGUGGUCGACUAAGCAAUCUCAUUUGGUGGACGCACCGACCAUUGAUGAGAUUUUGCCAGAAGCAAAGAGUAGAUUGGAACUUUAUCAAUCUAGAGGGUCAAGAGGAUUUCAUUGA
Molecule: messenger RNA, 1971 nt
Organism: Eruca vesicaria subsp. sativa (arugula)
Lineage: Eukaryota; Viridiplantae; Streptophyta; Magnoliopsida; Brassicales; Brassicaceae
Source: the annotation of a GenBank genome assembly